AUGCUUGUCCCUAACAAACAGUUGAGUCUUGGUCGCUCCCACAGUUGGGACACAUUAGGGGGGAAUGAGGGUCAGUGGGACAGGUCUGAGAGUGUCUACGAGCAGCAGGCAAGAGUAGCCGGCCGGCGGAGCUCUCUGUCAUACGGAGAGGGAGGAGGGUGGUACGAACCUCCACCAGGAGUGCGUCCCCCUGACCUGGAUUUGAAACGCGACCCGUAUUCCUACCAAGACUCUCUGUACGGACAGGUUUACGCAGAGCGACAGGAUCCACGGGGGCCGAGGAAGGGUUCUGUGCCUGAUCUUAACCAUUACGAACGAGCACCCAUGGCUCAUCGAGGAUCCAUUUCGCAUCAGGAUUACUAUCCCCAUGACCCGGCCAUGACUCCUCGCCCACCCGAGGGUUUUUACCGGCCGGAACACCAGCCUCCGCCGCCUCACCCCCACCCGCUCAGUAGGUCAGGCUCUCAUUUUGGGAUGGCACCUGGGGCUCGUGCUGUGUGGGAUCAAGGUCAGGGAGGAAGAGCGGGACCUGGAGCACCUGCAUCGCCUCUACCUCCUCCCCCUCCCCCUCCGACCGCUCAUGAGUUGAGUAGAGGUUAUAGGGAGCCUGGCGCUAUAACUGCUGCCAAAAUGACGUCAGAUGGCCAACAGCGCAUACCCUCUCGGGAGCCAUCUCCUUCACACUAUGGUAUGGAGCAUGCAUCUCCUCGGUAUGCCAGUGAGCCUCCACCCAUGACCGGUCAGUCCGUCUAUACUGAUGUUAAUGGUCGCCCAUUGGAUGCACAGCAGCAGGCUGCUACCUGUCUAGUAGUAGAUCCUGCCAGUCAAAGUAUGAUUAUGAGGCAAGAGACCGCCUCACCCUACACCGUCCAACAACAGCAGCAAUUACAGCAGCAACAACAAAUACAGCAGCAACAGUUGCAACAGCAACAUGUACAUCAGCAGCAGUUACAGCAACAGCAACUUCAGCAACAACAAAUACAGCAGCAACAACUUCAACAGCAACAAUUACAACAGCAACAGCUUCAGCAACAGCAGUUGCAGCAACAGCAACUUCAGCAAGAACAGUUGCAGCAGCAUCUGCAACAGCAACAGCCCCUGCCACCCCCACCUAGCAUGCCUUCCUCUGACCCUAACCUUUCUGCGAUGGCUCCACUUGCCCCUCCACCUGCAACAGUGCAGACCGCAGCAGUUGCUCCAAUUGCACCUGCUCUUGCGCAGGCGGCCCAAACAGUCCCUCCUCCACCAGUCACUCCACUUCCUGGUCCUCUUCCCCCCACUGCCCCACAGACGCCUUUGCCUGUGGACCACAAGAAGACAGUUGACCCUGAGUUUGUUGCCCUACUGCGGAAUGAAGGCCUCUCCGAGAGCACCAUCUCCUCACUUAUCCAACAGGGAUUUGACUCCACUAGCAUGCUGGCUGUUAUGGAGGAGAAUGAUGUCCGCACCGUUGCCCCCAACCUCGGCCAGGCUCGUGUACUGUCUCGCUUGGUCCACAACUGCAAGCGGCCCGCCGAGGCUCAGCCAGCCCCCUCCCAACCUCAAACACCCAUGAGAGGCCGCUCCAAUAGCUUUAGCCAUCGCUCAGACAUCUACCAUCACCAACAGCAGCAUCAAUCAACGCACCCCUCACAGGCUUUGACCUUGGACCCCCAAAUGAUGCACCCACAGACCCCUGGGGCCAUGCAGACCAUCUCCCCAAGGAUGGGAGAUGUAAUGGGUAGGAGGCCCAACAGUGCCCCCUCUCAGCACCUCCUGGAAGCCUCUGGAGGCUACCCAGGCCAACCACCUCGCUCCCCAGGGUCAUACGCUGGAGCACUUAUGCCUGUUCAAUCAAGACCCAUGUCAGCCUACUCUUCUGGGGUGACAAUGUCAGGGAUGCCCAUGCAUGGUAUGCAGAUGAUGCCACAGCAAAUGACUGGGUCAAUGCCUGCUAUACAAGGGUCUAUGCACUCAAUGCAAGGUAUGCCACAGCAGAUGCCGUUGUCCAUGCCAGCUUUAACACAGCCACCACAACAGGUCCCCAAAGCAUAUUCUACCAAUUACACAGUGCCUAUGGAGCUGAUGAAGAGGGACAGGAACUUAAUGCCAUUGUCACCCAUGCACAGUCCUCACCACAGUCCUCAGAUGAUGCGUAAGGGUGGGGGACCUGCACCAGACAAUGCUCUUGUCCCUAUGGGACCACCAGGCCAAGGUGCCCAGGCUGUUAACCAGAAACUAAGUCGACGCACGGGUCCACCAGUCAUCGUGUCCACUAUGGCUUCACCAGAUACAAGUAUUCGGCCCCAGAUUAUGAAUGGGCCUAUGCACCCGCGCCCCCUGGUGGCGCUGCUUGAUGGGCGCGACUGCACUGUGGAGAUGCCCAUCCUCAAAGAUCUGGCCACGGUAGCUUUCUGUGACGCCCAGUCCACACAGGAGAUACACGAAAAGGUGCUUAAUGAGGCAGUAGGGGCCAUGAUGUACCACACCAUCACCCUGACCAGAGAGGACCUGGAGAAGUUCAAGGCGCUGCGCAUCGUCAUCCGCAUCGGCAGCGGCUACGACAACAUCGACAUCAAGGCUGCCGGGGAGCUCGGCAUCGCGGUGUGUAAUAUUCCCUCAGCGGCUGUAGAAGAGACGGCCGACUCAACACUUUGUCACAUCCUCAACCUGUAUCGGCGAAACACUUGGCUGUACCAGGCUCUCCGGGAGGGCACGCGGGUCCAGAGCGUGGAGCAGAUCCGGGAGGUGGCGUCGGGGGCAGCCCGGAUCCGAGGAGAGACGCUGGGCCUCAUCGGAUUUGGUCGCUCAGGCCAGGCGGUGGCGAUGCGGGCCAAGGCGUUCGGCUUUAACGUGCUCUUCUACGACCCCUACCUCCAGGACGGCUUGGAGCGCUCUCUGGGUGUUCAGCGAGUCUACACGCUCCAGGACCUGCUCUACCAGAGCGACUGUGUCUCCCUGCACUGCAACCUGAACGAACACAACCACCACCUCAUCAACGACUUCACCAUCAAACAGAUGCGUCAGGGGGCAUUCCUGGUCAACUCGGCACGGGGAGGUCUGGUGGAUGAGAAAGCUUUGGCUCAGGCCCUGAAAGAAGGCCGGAUACGGGGAGCAGCCUUGGACGUCCACGAGUCGGAGCCUUUCAGUUUUUCCCAAGGUGCUCUGAAAGACGCCCCCAACCUGAUCUGCACACCCCACACCGCCUGGUACAGCGAGCAGGCGUCCCUGGAGAUGAGAGAGGCCGCCGCCACGGAAAUACGCAGAGCCAUCACCGGCCGUAUCCCCGACAGCCUCCGAAACUGCGUCAACAAGGAGUUCUUUGUUACCUCUGCGCCGUGGGGAAUGAUGGAGCAGCAGCAGCAGCCUCAAGUUCACCCUGAGAUGAAUGGUGCCGCCUACAGAUUCCCUCCUGGUGUGGUGGGUGUCGCCCCCGGCGGGAUUCCCGGACCCAUGGAGGGGUUGGUGCCCGGGGGAGUGCCCAUCGGCCACACCCUCCCCCCCGGUACCCAUCCGUCACAGGCCACCUCCCCCAACCAAGCCUCCAAACAUGGUGACCACCACAUGAGAGAGCACAUGACUGAGCCGUAGGACUGCUGAUGUAUCAGAGCAGGCGGCCAAAACCGACGUAAACACACACUUAAAUAAAAAAAAAAAAGUAAACAGAAACCCUACCAACUCAACCAUCCAAGUGUACGCUUGACUUCAGCCAUCUGAACCUACCAGCAGACUGCCUGCCGGGCCAACGUUUCACACCUUUUCUUUUUGUAUGAAACCACUAAGCCCAAGUGAGGACAGCGGAUGUUAUUACACACAUGAGCCGCCUCACUGAGAUGAGACUGACCAUCAAACCCCAUGCGCCGAAGAUCUGAAACCUUUCCUCCCACAUGUCUGUUUUUGUUCUUCGUUGAUUUAAGUGAUAUUUAGUUUUUAUCUUUAUUUGGGAGUAUAUUUUACUGGAGUAUCUGGCGCUGUCAAUGUCAGUUUUCCUCCUGACUUCUGGGACAUGUUGACAUUUCCACCUGCAGGAUGGAAAAUCUGACCCCAUUCCUUAGUUUAAAGGAAGAGCUUGAAGGGACAGUGACUUCAUAAACAAUCUGUCAAGCCUCCAUUUUUCCCUCCUCCCUCGUCGAUUACACCCAUUUCAGCGCAAACAUGUCUGUUACUAUUUUCUUUUCUUUUUUUUUUUUUUUUUUUUUUUUUUUUUACUUUCCUCUGUUUCUCCUAUAUUCUGUGUUUCUGUUGCAAGUGAGUAUUUGUUUUUCUGUUCUUCAGUGUGUGAAAAUGAAUGGAUUCAAAGUUAUGCGUAUGUUUAGCAGACAAGAAAAGUCAGCUGAUGACAACAGCAGCGUCUGCCAUCUCCAUCAGAAACCUGGACUCCAUCAUUGCUCAUUUCUACUCGUCGUGGUUGAUGGCCCCUGAAUGUAGAGACAAGAUGCAGAGCAGUAGAUGUGGUUUCCAGUUCCAGGAAGAUUAUUUAGGCUUAUGAGGUAAAAAUUACACUUUUAAACCAAAAAAAAAAAGGAAAAACAGACUGUAAUUUGUGGUUAGAUACUGUACAUUAAGUGUGUCACAUCAAUUAAAGAUUGCUUUUGUAACCUGUCCAACUCUGCUGAACUUAGGUACCUACAAUAUUUGGUUAUUGUCGUGAACGGUGUCCCAAAUAUUAUCUAUUUGCAUCCAAAGGACCUACAACACAGUACACUGCAGCACCAGCUAGCAAGUUGGGGAAAAACAAAAACAGUAAAUCUUUUACUGACUCAGGAAAAAAAUGAUUAACCUUCAAAUAUGUCCAAAUCUUAAAAAAAGAGAAAAAACUGGAUUAUUGCUUUUCAUGUCUCCACCUUUUUUUCCAUUGUGAUAUUUUCUUUUUGAUAUAUCAAAUGUAAGUUUUUUGAUGUUCAAGGUUUUCAGUCCUGUUAGAUUUGUACUGCCUUGUUAAAUGUUUUCUUAUAAUCAUAAUCUCAUGUGAACAGCCCCACCCUCUACUCUUUAUAGUUUCUUCCGCUUUGUUUUUCUGCUCUAAGGACGGCCAGCCGGGGCCCUCAGAGGCCUCAUCCAUCCCUUUUAGCCCAAUGAAGUUAGCAAGAGACAGCUGCUAGCAGAUUGUUUGGUUUUUAGUGUGAGUGUUUGUAUUUGUUUCUUGUACAAGGUGAACAUAUAACAUACAGUGCAGCUGAAAACAAUAAAUAAAACUUACUGUUCUGAUUGAUGAUUGGCUCUGUGGAACAUUUGUGGGAUAUAUACAUUUUUUUUCUUUUUUUACAGUUAUUUGAAAGAUGCUUCAAAGUCCUCUAAAAGGGGUUUUCAAAGUCUGACGCCGUCAAUGUCAGUUAUGUCAAAACAAUAUUUAAUGUGCAACAAACCACAAACACAACAAAGGAUUUUGUCACUCGUAUUAUUCUCUCUGACUUGUAUUUGGUAGAUAACUAUUCUCUUACUUUUGGUAAUACCCAUCAUUUUUGUUAACAGGAAGUGUAUUUGGUUAGUCAUGCUGAGUUAAUUGAGCCCUGUUUUUUUUUUUGUUGCCUAUAUUUGUUAACAGUUUGGCAAAUUUGCAUCAUUAAAAUAUGAUGGUUAGCUAUUAGCAGUUCCUGUUUGCAAUGUGACAUAAAUAUACAGACCAACCAUCACUGGAUAACUUUGAUACUGUAGAAAUCAA
Anoplopoma fimbria (sablefish) is the source of this 5641-nucleotide messenger RNA. It is a transcript of the gene ctbp2a, whose product is annotated as C-terminal binding protein 2a. The coding region runs from base 1 to 3570 and encodes 1189 amino acids. The record is from RefSeq and is a predicted model, not a curated record. The transcript has 9 exons. Gene Ontology annotation, molecular function: NAD binding; transcription corepressor activity; oxidoreductase activity, acting on the CH-OH group of donors, NAD or NADP as acceptor. Lineage: Eukaryota; Metazoa; Chordata; Actinopteri; Perciformes; Anoplopomatidae.